AAUGGGAACAAUUACUCUAGGAAAUUGUUAAUGUUAAUGUUACAUUAAUUAUGUUUCUUGUGAUUGUUCUUGUGAUUAGAAUGAAAUCCGUACAAUAAGAAGCAAUCGAUUUACAGAAUAAUCAACUAGAAAUCGUUCUAAGAAGCGUUCUCCUGGAGAUUCAUCUGAUCGAUAAUCUAAAUUUUCAUCAACAUAGAAACCAACUAGUCGAAGUAAAUCAUCUAAUUCUGAUAAAUCCAUUUAUUUAUUAUCUGAUUACUGUAAUAUCACAACAGAAUCAUUAAAAUAAAGAAAGAAGUCUAAACCUAAUCCAACAUUUAUUAAGUCAAGAUCGUUAUACAUCUUUGAUGUUGAUAUUGAUAAGAACCUUUCCAAUAAUGUUGAAUAAAGUUCAACACCUCUUUCAUUAUCAGACAUAGGAACUAUUAAUAGACCAAAAAUGUAAAGUAUGGAUAAAGGAGUUCUAAAAAAAUCAACAGAACAAGUUUAAUAAAAAAAAUAUGUGAAAUGGAAUUUACCUUAACAUUAUCUAAGAUAAAAUAAACAAUAACAGUAGGAAUUUUAUUCAUGA
Paramecium sonneborni is the source of this 571-nucleotide messenger RNA. NCBI's taxonomy places the organism in Eukaryota, Ciliophora, Oligohymenophorea, Peniculida, Parameciidae. The record is from the annotation of a GenBank genome assembly.